AUGAUAGGGAAAAAGGGUACCCAGGGUAAGGAGGAUAACCAGGUUACCGAUGCGACCGUCGUUGACGUCACCGUGGUAGUGGCGGGGAUGGUGGUGGUUGAGAAGGCAUCAACCGUUCUCGUCCUCGUCAACGUAGUGGUGGUGCGUGUGACGGCUAAUUAUAUGCAAUCAGCGAACAGCAAAACCAAGAGGGAAUCUCGACAUACCGCCCUCGACGCAGACGCCAGAUAUCGAGAGAAGAAUCGCGAUGUAGGACAAUGA
Messenger RNA from Sparassis crispa, 261 nucleotides. RefSeq lists its product as hypothetical. NCBI's taxonomy places the organism in Eukaryota, Fungi, Basidiomycota, Agaricomycetes, Polyporales, Sparassidaceae. The record is from RefSeq and is a predicted model, not a curated record. Bases 1 to 261 code for a protein of 86 amino acids. The transcript has 4 exons.